ACAAUUCUUUGAUUUUUCUUUUUCUGCUCCAAACACAUAACCAUACUAUAUUAUGUUAACCCAUUUUUUAAUCACAACUAAGGUAGCUUCAUUUGGUGGCAGACUUUGCUGGUGAAGCGAAUUUUGUUUCCUAGUCGUUGGCCUUUCACUGUCUCUCUCUCCUUCUCCUCUUAUCUGAAUCAUCCUCUCUCUGUGAGUGAGGUGACUCGUUGUUGUUUGUGACCCGGCGAUUCGUUCCUUUGACUCCAUUCGAAGCAACCCUUUGUCUUUCUUAAGCAGUUUCCUGUGAUGGGCUUUGGAUUUUUCUUUUGGAUUCCCUGUGAUCACCUGGGAACUGGGUUGUUCAAAUUGAAUUUUUUGUGAGGUAUGCUGUGUUUGGGGUUUGACAUGGUUGAGGUUGACUCUGAAAGAUUGAAACUUGAGAGUAGAGGAGUGGGGAUUUGGCUGAGAAUUGCAUGUGGGUGGUUGGUGUUUAUGCUGUUUUUCAGUCCUGUGGCAGGUUUGAGACCCUUGAGGGACAGAACUAAUUCAUGGGGUGAUGAGUGGGUUUUUACAAGAAAAGACGAAAGUGACUUAGGUCCAUUUUCACAAUGGAACAUAAGUGGAACUUACAGAGGGAAUUGGAAGUUUUUAGAUACUACAAAUGGUUCUACCGGAUUUCCAGACAUCAGAAAAAUAAAUGGAAAUUCUGUAAUUGAAUUAGUUAGUAUGCCCACAAAGAUAACUGGUGUACAUUAUGUGCAGGGGGUAGUCAUAUUCCAUGAUGUAUUUGACAAUGAAUACAAUGUUGGUGGAGCUCAAAUCAGAGUAGAAGGUGUAUAUAUAUGGCCUUAUAGGCAGCUUCGAAUGGUAGCCAACAGUGGAAAAGAGGUGGGGUUAAAUCAGGAUGGAGAUUAUAUUUUAUCCAAUCCAUAUCAUCUGCUUGGAGUUUUCUCAUCACAAGUAUUCCAAGAGUCUUCACAACAUAAGAUGUGGAGAAGAAAGCAUUCUCCAUUACAUGGCAUGGAGAAACAUUGCAAUGUAGAAAUCGCUGCACAUGUUUCACGCCUGUCAUCAUCAAAACAUGAAGGGGAGCACGAUUCUUUCCAGCUAGAAGGGUUAAUGGAGAGUCCGUCCGUGGAUGACGAUGGGGACUGCUUCUCGCCUUUACAGUUAAACGCAACAUCCAUCAACAUUGAAGUCUACUAUAAUAAAGCAUUGAACUAUACCUUGAUGGUUACUUUUAUCUCAUUUUUGCAAGUUCUUCUAUUAAUUCGGCAAAUGGAGCAUAGCAACACCCAAUCUGGGGCUGCUAAGGUUUCAAUAUUAAUGAUUGGUCAGCAAGCCAUAGUAGAUGCUUAUCUUUGCCUUACACAUUUGACUGCAGGAAUACUAGUUGAAUCCCUGUUCAAUGCUUUUGCAACUGCUGCAUUUUUCAAGUUUGUGGUUUUCUCAAUAUUUGAGAUGAGAUAUCUCCUUGCCAUCUGGAAGGCAAGUAGGCCUUUGAGCAAUGGUGAAGGUUGGGAGACAAUGAGACGUGAAUUGUCAGUUUUAUACAGCCGUUUCUAUGGGAUCCUAUUGGGAGGCAUACUGCUCAUGUAUGAAUUCCACAAUCAUUUGAGACCUAUUCUUCUUCUUGUAUACUCAUUUUGGAUACCUCAAAUAAUCACCAAUGUUAUUCGUGACUCGCGCAAGCCUUUGCAUCCUCAUUAUAUCUUAGGCAUAACUGUUACUCGGCUAGCAAUCCCAUUAUAUAUUUUUGGUUGUCCUAACAACUUCUUGCACAUAGAACCAGAUCAGAGCUGGUGUGUUUGUUUGGCUAUAUUUGUUGGACUUCAAGCUGCAAUUCUCUUGCUUCAGCACUAUUUUGGGUCCUUGUGGUUCAUUCCUCGUCAGUUUCUACCUGAGAAAUACUGCUAUUAUCGGAGGUUUGCUCAAGAUACAAAUCAUGCCACAGACUGCGUUAUAUGCAUGACAGCCAUUGAUCUUUCUCCGCGAUCUAAUGAUUGCAUGGUGACCCCUUGUGAUCAUUUUUUCCACUCUGGCUGUUUGCAAAGAUGGAUGGAUAUAAAGAUGGAGUGCCCUACUUGCCGGGGCCCUCUUCCACCUGCAUAAAGAGAUUUCUAGUGUUCAUAUCAAGAGAAUCAACUCACACUGCCCAACAACAUAAUUUUGGUUGGGAUAGAAUCCAUAUUCCGUAUAAUUGCACCUUCAGUACAAUACUGAAAUACGAUACUUCUCACAAUUGUAUCAUGCAGCAUUGUUAUAAUUUUAGACUCUUUUUUUCCUCUCCUUUUUAUUUCACUGGUUAUGUAUCAAUAUCAAGUUGUACAUUAGAAAUUCAAUAUGAUGAUCUUUUGACAUCCA
This is a messenger RNA of Glycine soja, 2346 nucleotides long. Its product is annotated as transmembrane E3 ubiquitin-protein ligase FLY2-like. NCBI's taxonomy places the organism in Eukaryota, Viridiplantae, Streptophyta, Magnoliopsida, Fabales, Fabaceae. The transcript is spliced from 15 exons. The record is from RefSeq and is a predicted model, not a curated record. The coding region runs from base 367 to 2094 and encodes 575 amino acids. Gene Ontology annotation, molecular function: zinc ion binding.